GCUGCAUCUGCUGGCCAAUGAGCUUGCUUCCUGCGUACGCUCCCCUGAAAAUGGGCGGAGUGUCAUAAAGUUGUAUCAUGGCAUUAAUGUGAGGCAUUGACAUAAGGUUAAGGCACCAACAUAAGUAAGGCAUGGGACAGUCAGCAAAAAAGGUCGGAGGCACGGUAAGGAAGGCAAGGCAAGGUUGAAUUGGAUGGUUAUGCAAUUGUGCUCGAGUCGUAUAUAUCUAUAGAGCCGUGUAAGGAAAUGGCCGGAGCAUGUUGAUACGAAGCGGUCCUUUCCCUGCAAAGAAUUGGCCGUCUCAUCUGGUGUUAUGGAUAGAGCGGUCUUGCCUACGACUCCCAUAGAAGCAGCAGUAACCUUAUUGAAUCAUCACGAAAACAGGAAGCGUCAACCCAUCAGCACCCCUCCCAAGUGUCAAUCCUCUGGAAAAGGAAAGAAAUGCCCAGAUCUUUUCCCCCUUCCAGAUUGCUCAGGGGUUUUCGAUGAACGUUCCAAUUUCACAAAGUGAAAGCAAAUCGAUCGCUUGUGCCAUCUCCAUAGUUAUAGUAUAUAUGGUAAGCCGAUUCGUCGAUGGAUUGAUUGCCAGGUUCCAAUUCGGGGAGAGGAAGAACGCACGCACGCACGCACGCCCGCCCGCCCCGUAGGAAAGAAAACAUAAAUGACGAGGCUGUCGCCAAUUCCGCUGCGUCAAGGUCUUCCUUGGGAACCCGCGAAUACUCGUACGAUGGUGCACAUACUGCGCGCCAAGUGUAGGAAGCAAUCAAUCCCGAAUGAAUGCCGUGUAAUUAAGUUGGGAGGCACGUCGUAGGCUAAUUGUCUGUGAGAACGCUGUAGCCGCAGGGAAGCAGCAAGAUACGGUGUGUGUGGGUGGUGUGUGUAUGGAUGUAUAUAUUUAUUAGAUGAACCGAUAGAAAGCGGCUGGUGUCUGUCUCGCCCCAAAAGAAAACACAUGCUUUCGGGGAUUUGACGAUUGCGAUGCCAUGCGAUGCGAUGCGAUGGGAUGAGGGAAAAGCACAGGCAGGACUCCUCCGUGUAGGUCAACGUUGCCAAGGUGCCGAUGAAGAUUACUUGCUCGGUCGGGAUCACGGGAUGGCUCACAAGUACCAUGAGUAAGAAUAUACGAUUGGAGUCAACAUCAACAUCAACGUCAACGUCAACGUCAACGCCAACACCAACUUCAUUUCCCAUUUCUUCCGUCUACGGGCACCAGUGAUUAUUUACAUCGUCGGAAGCUUUCUUGUUGUCGGAGUUAGUCGGCUUUGCGAAUUGCCGGUCAUGGUUCACCAAGCAAGAGCUAAGAAUGAUCUUGAUAGAGUUUUGUCUGUGUCGGUGAGAAGGUUUCUCAAUUCUACAAUCGCCGGCGCACCGUCCGUGAAUGAGAUUUGAUUCCUGAUUCCAUACAGAUCAAGCAUUGGACGACAUGUUUUGCCAAGGGUUCGUUCGGAUCUAUCCACCGGCUCUUCCUUUCCUAAUUUGGCUGUUUCAAGGUCCCGAUAAGGAAAGAAGCUCUCCCCGCUUUCUGGUGUUCUGCAUUGAUUCCCCUUCCCCUUCCCCUUCCCCAGCCAUUCCAUAUCGUAAACGCCCUCUAUAUCAAUCAGCAUUGAGCAUCCAACCUUGUGUUCAACCUUCUCACUUCUUCUCUUUUGCUCAAUUUUGAAUCUUUUAAGGGGGUUUGUUAUUCAUCGUCACAAUCUCCGACGAUCUGGCGCGCAGGCAAAAGAAGUCCGCUGCUGCAAGACCAAGAUCUUAUCCGCAACGUCUUCCUCAUUCCACGCCUCCACCUGCAUCAUCGCUGAUCACAAGAAUACGAGCCAAAACGAAAGCCGAGAACACUUUUGCAAAUUUUGUUGUUCCCCUGGCUGGACUUUUAACCGCGGUGUCGACGCGUCUAUACGAUAUGGGUGCUUCUACCAAGAAGCCGCAUGCACAAGGGCAUGUUGGCGUAGCAGAACGAGUGUUAAAUAUGUGCUCUUCGUCUCCGAGACAAGUAAGCGACGAGGACUCGGAAGAGGCGCCGCUUCUUCGAAAAGAAGCCAGUGGUUCCGAGCACUCAUCUGAUUCCGCUUCGGGCUCUUGGAAAGCCAAAAGUCAGAAGGCGAAAUUGAGAUGGUUUAUUCAUAGCACUUUGGGGGUCGUGGGAGUUUUGUUGGUAACGAUUGUGAUUAUUACCGCUUCUCUAUUCUUCACCGUUCGCUCGCCUCAAAAGCAAAUCCUUCAGCAAAGCACAUGCGACUCCGCAGCAUGCGUUCACGCCGCUUCCGAAAUUCUAAACAACCUUUCUCCCAAAUAUACAGAGCUUGAUGCGUGUUCGAAUUUCGAAGAACUAGUCUGUGGUGGAUGGAGAGAUCAUCACGAUCUGAGACCCGAUCAAGGUGAUGCCUUUACAGGAACAAUCAUGAGUGAGAAUUCACAAACUUUGUUGAGGCACAUACUUGAAGGAGAUUAUCCCAAAGAAUCUAAACACUCGAGCUUCUCUCCCGCCAUGUUAUCAUCAUCUCCCGCUUCAGUGGACGAAGAGAAUUUUGAUAAACUCAAGGCAGGCUACAAUGCAUGCAUGAAUGAAACCAAGAUUAAGACUGUUGGCAUCACUCCUUUACAAGAAAUAACGAAGCAAUUGACCGAUAUGUUUUCGGUUCAAGGCGACAAGCACUUGCUCAUGAAGUCAGAGGACCAUAGUAGUCUCACAGACACUAUAGAAUACAUGGCUAAAUUGGGAUCUUCGGCACUUAUAUCAUCUGGCACCGGACCUGAUGACAAAGACCCCGACACCGUCAUCGUCCAGGUAGCACCUCCUUAUAGAAUCGGUCUCCCAUCUAAAGAGUAUUACGAUAAUGAAAAGGUAGUAAACGAUUAUACUCAGACUAUUGCACAAGUCAUCCCCAAGUUUCUACCAGAGCAUCAAAACAGCAAGGGUCUUCAUCGUGACAGCAUUGCUGCACAAGACAAAGCAGCAGACCUUGCCCGUGAUGUAGUUGCUCUUGAGAAGAAAUUAGCUGCUGCCUCUCCAAACAAUGAAGACAGGGACGACGUUACAAAAACUUACAACCCAAUGUCACUUCAAGAGGCUGACAAACUGACUCCACAAAUUCAUCUCUCUAAAAUCAUUCAUAGUUUGAUUCCUGCAGAUGUUCAUCUUGAUCGAUUGAUCAUUGCAUCGCCAAGUUACAUGCACGCAUUAGCAGACGUACUAAAGACUACUCCAAAGGAAACAUUACAAACAUACUUCGUAUGGAAGCUCAUUCAGACAUUCUACACAGAGAUUGAAGCAGAUGAGCUAAAACCUUAUCGAAAAUUUAUCAAUGAGCUUCAAGGGAAGGAUGCGGAUUCUCAACCAGAACGAUGGAGAACUUGCGUGUCACAUGUUGACGAUGGACUCGGUUGGAUUUUGAGUCGAUUCUUCGUAGAGAAGGCCUUUUCUGCUGAUGCCAAGGACUUUGGAGAUCAGAUUGUCUCUGAUAUCAAAGAGAUGUUUAUUGAGAAACUCAAGGCAACUACAUGGAUGGAUGAUAGUGUCAUUGAUUUGGGCAUUGAGAAAGUACACAAGAUCGUUCAGAAGAUCGGAUAUCCUACACAGAGCCCCGAUAUUAUGGAUCCGGAGAACCUUCGCAGUUACUACCAAUCUGUUCAGGUAUCGCAAUCGGCUUAUUUCAAGAACUCCUUGAAUAUGAGACGAUUUGAUAUUGCGCGUGAAUGGUCAAGUCUGGGAAAGCCAGUUGAUAGAAAUGAAUGGGGUAUGACAGUACCAACAGUGAAUGCUUAUUAUAACCCACCCGGAAACGAAAUUGUUUUCCCAGCCGGUAUAAUGCAAUUCCCAGUCUUCGACGUAGCCGUUCCUCAAUAUCUGAGUUACGGUGCUUUUGGUGCUGUUUCCGGACACGAAUUAUCUCAUGCAUUUGAUUCUACAGGUCGUCAUUAUGAUCAAAAUGGCAACUAUACUGAUUGGUGGACACCAUCUACAGUAGCUGCAUUCAAAGAGCGUGCACAAUGUUUCAUCGACCAAUACAGUAAUUACAGCAUUCCCGGUCCAGAUGACAAACCUCUUUACGUCAAUGGCAAACUCACCUUGGGUGAAAACAUCGCAGAUGCCGGAGGACUUUCUGCCUCUUUCGCUGCAUGGAAGAAACGUCAAGGGGAGAGUAAUGAGAAGAAUCAAAAUCUUCCAGGAUUAUCAGAGCAUUUCUCGCAAGAUCAAUUGUUCUUUGUUAGUUAUGCUAACUGGUGGUGCGGAAAGACUACUAAGGAAACGGCAAUUAAUAGACUCUAUACCGAUCCACAUGCACCAAAGUGGGCAAGAGUAUUGGGUACAAUGGCUAAUAGUCGAGAAUUUAAGGAGGCUUUUAGUUGUAAGGAGAAGGAACCAGUAUGUAAGUUGUGGUAGGGGAAUUUGGGAGUAAGGGUUUUGAUGGGAUGAUUGAAAUGGGUGUUGGGUUGUAGGAGUUGUAUUAUGGAAUUGGAUGGACAAAUUGUAUAUUGGUAUAUGUGUAUGGUUAUGAGUAUGGGUACGGGGGAUAUGAUUCGAUUGGAAUGGAAACAGGAUUGGGAUAGGUAACAAAGAGGGGUAGGGUCAUUGGAUGACGAUUGCACAUGUACGAAUAUAUUAUAUGCACAGAAACUGAGUUUAUUAUUGUUCAUUA
Botrytis cinerea B05.10 is the source of this 4637-nucleotide messenger RNA. RefSeq lists its product as hypothetical. Gene Ontology annotation, molecular function: metalloendopeptidase activity. Lineage: Eukaryota; Fungi; Ascomycota; Leotiomycetes; Helotiales; Sclerotiniaceae. Gene Ontology annotation, biological process: protein processing. The coding region runs from base 1901 to 4381 and encodes 826 amino acids. The transcript has 4 exons. The record is from RefSeq and is a predicted model, not a curated record. Gene Ontology annotation, cellular component: plasma membrane.